UGGUGGCCAUCAUGUCCUUGCUUGGGGUCUUCCUGAUGCUCUGGGGUCUCUCUCUGGCCCCAGAGACCAAGGCAAGUCCAGUAAUAGAGACCCGGCCGAACCUGUGGAUAGAGGCCACAUCGCUGCUGGAACCCUGGGCCAAUGUGACACUGACGUGCCAGGCCCGAUUGGGGACCACAGACUUUGAGCUCUUCAAGGAUGGGGUAACCCAGGAACUUGUGCACCUUGGCUUCCCUGCCAUGGAGCACCGGUUCCCCGUAGGAGCAGUGACAAAUGACACCCGGGGCCUCUACCGCUGCCGCUCUGGCUUGCACAGUGGAUGGACAGAGCUGAGCAACCUCCUGGAGGUGACUGGCACAGAGAGCCUGCCCCCUCCUCGGCUCUCGGCCACGCCUGUGUCCUGGAUCACACCCGGCCUGGAGACGAAACUGCUGUGCCAAGGGGCAUUUCGGGGUGUGACCUUCCUGCUGAGGCUGGAAGGCGAUGACGAGUUUCUGGAGGUGGCUGAGGCCCCUACCCACGUGGAGGCCGCCUUCCCGGUGCAUCGGCCUGGCAGCUACAGCUGCAGCUACCGGACCCACGCAGCGGGUGCAGCCUCUGAGCCCAGCGCUCCUGUGACCGUCAAGGAGCCCGGCGCACCGUUGCCGCCCAGGCUGAGUCUCAGGGGAGGCUCGGUAGCCAUGAUACACCCGGAUUCCCCCCCGACGUUCAUCUGCAUGGCGCCCCUACGCGGCGUGCACUACCAGCUGAGGCGGGGCGAGGAGGUGCUUGAAGUACCCAGGAUCGCCGUCAGCUCAGACAGCAGCUUUUUUGAAAUGAAGGCGGUGGCUCUGGGCGACGGUGGCUUCUACACCUGCCGCUAUCAGCUGCGUGGCCAGCAAACCUGGUCCGCGGACAGUGAGCCCGUCGAGAUGCUGCUCAGCGACGAGACGCUCCCGGCGCCGGAGCUCUCGGCGGAGCCCGAGGCUCUGCGGCCCGCGCCCGGCGCGUCCGUGCAGCUGCGGUGCCUGGGGCCCCGGGCCGGCCUGCGCUUCGCCCUGAUGCGCGAGGACCACGGCCAGCGCUACGUGCGCAGUGUCCUGAGCCCCGCGGGCACCGAGGCCCGCUUUGAGCUGCGCGACGUCUCGGUGGCGGACUCGGCCAACUACAGCUGCGCCUACGCGGACACUGCGCCCCCCUUCGCGGGCUCGGCGCCCAGCGCGCCCUUGGAGCUACGCGUGGACGGGCCCCCUCCCAGGCCCCAGCUCAGGCCCCUGUGGAGCGGGGCGGUGACUCCGGGCCGCGAUGCGGUCCUGCACUGCCAGGGCCAGGUGCCGGACGUCACGUUCGAGCUGCUGAGGGCCGGCGAAAACGAGGCUUUGACCAAGACCUUCACCACCCACCGCUCAGCAGACCUUGUGCUGACCUACGUGGGGCCCCAGCACGCGGGCAACUAUACCUGCCGCUACCGCAGGUGGGGGCCCGAUGCCUUGGUGUCCGAGAUGAGCGAGCCGGUGGAGCUCCAGGUUGCAGGAGGCUGAUCCAGCUGCAGACUCGGGCUCCUUGGCAAGUACUUGCUCUCAUCUGGCGCUGACCCCUCAUGCUGCGGCUGGAGGCUGGACUCCCCCUGGGGGUGGUGGAGGACUGUCCCUCAUUGCUCCUGGGAAUCAAUAAAUGUGAAGAGAGACUUUAAAA
Molecule: messenger RNA, 1674 nt
Organism: Hyaena hyaena (striped hyena)
Lineage: Eukaryota; Metazoa; Chordata; Mammalia; Carnivora; Hyaenidae
Product: alpha-1B-glycoprotein-like
Exons: 8
Coding region: 12-1520 (502 amino acids)
Cellular component (GO): plasma membrane
Source: RefSeq, a predicted model, not a curated record